UUAAAAAAUUCACAAAUUUGUUUAGAGAGAGAAAGUUUAGAGAGAGAAAGUUUAGAGAGAGAGAGAGAGAGAGAGAGAGAGAAACUAAAAAGGGCAUCUAAUGUGUUCAUAGAUGAAGUUGAUUCCUCUAUCUUUCUCUUCUUCUUCAUCUUCUUCUUCUUCCAUUUGCAUCUCCAAAUCCAAACCCUUUUGCUUAUGAAAACCAUAUUUUGAUUCUUAUUAUUCUCCAAAUCAAACCCUUUUAACCCUUUUCAUGGCGGCUUCUUCUUCAUCCGUUCCACUUUUCGGACCUCGGGAUGAAGCCCAGAUGAGACAACAACAGCAGCAGCAACAACAACAACUACAGCAAUCUAAUUCUUCGGGUGUGCCGCCACCGAAGAAAAAGAGGAACCAACCAGGAACACCAAAUCCAGAUGCGGAGGUGAUUGCUUUGAGUCCAAAGACACUAAUGGCAACCAAUAGAUUCAUAUGUGAAGUAUGCAACAAAGGGUUUCAAAGAGAGCAAAAUCUACAACUUCAUAGAAGAGGACACAAUUUGCCUUGGAAGUUAAAGCAAAAAAGCAACAAAGAGCCAAAAAGGAAGGUGUAUUUAUGCCCAGAACCCACAUGCGUCCAUCACGACCCAUCAAGAGCUCUUGGUGACUUAACAGGUAUCAAAAAACACUACUCCAGAAAGCAUGGGGAGAAGAAAUGGAAGUGCGAUAAGUGCUCUAAACGCUAUGCCGUUCAGUCCGAUUGGAAGGCCCAUUCCAAAACCUGUGGUACUCGCGAGUAUCGCUGCGAUUGUGGCACGCUUUUCUCCAGGCGGGAUAGUUUUAUUACACAUAGAGCGUUUUGUGAUGCAUUGGCACAAGAAAGUGCAAGACAUCCUACAAAUUUAGGGUCAGCAAUGGGAGGUCAUUUAUAUGGAGGUAAUAGCAAUGUGGGGUUAACAUUAUCACAAGUUCCUCAAAUUUCAUCUCUUCAAGAUAUUCCCAAUAUAACCCAAUCGGACGUCCUCCGCCUUGGUGGCGGAGGACGAACCGGGCAGUUCAAUCAUCUUCUUCCUCCGUCUAUCGGCUCGUCAUUUCGACCACCACCGCAACAGGCAAUGCCGUCUUCGGCUGCGGCUGCGGCCUUCUUCUUGAAUGAUCAAACUAGCCAGAAUAGCUUCCAUGAGGAUCAUGGAAGUCAAUCUCAACAAGGGUUGUUUGGAAACAAGGCGUUUCAUGGAUUAAUGCAAUUUUCUGAUAUGCAAAGCCAUACGAGUAAUAGUAACAACCCUUCCUCAAAUCUCUUCAAUUUGGGGUUCAUUUCGAACCCUACUGGUGAUAGUACAACGAAUAUGAACAACAACAACACCAACAACAGUAAUAAUACGAGUAAUAGCAACAACAACAGCAACAGCAACAGCAACAACAACAAUCUGCAAUCGUCUUUGCUUAAUCAAUUCAGUGGCACGAACAAUGGAAACAAUGAAGGUGGUGCAUCAAACAUUUUCUCGAUGAUGGGCGAUCAAAUGAAUUCAGGUGCAGUCCCGUCUCUCUAUAGCAACACGACGGGAGUCGGCGGUAGUGGUACAAGCGGAGCAAUUCCACACAUGUCAGCCACGGCGCUUCUCCAAAAGGCAGCUCAAUUAGGCUCAACGACAUCAAGUAGCAACACAACAGCGACAUUGCUAAGAUCAUUUGGAAGCUCGUCAACUUCAGGUGGAAAAGCAUCCGACAGGACACUUUUCCCACCAAGCUACGGCGGAGUAUUCGGCGAAAAUGAGAGCAAUCUUCAAGAUCUGAUGAACUCAUUCACCACCGGAAGCUCAGCAGGCGGGCUCUUCGGUGGCGGAAUGAGCUCAUUCGGUACAUUCGAUGGCGGAAACAAUAGACCAAACAACAUGGAAACAUUGGAAGAUCCAAAAUUACAACAGAAUCUAAGCUCAGUUAGCAUGGGAGGAACAGAUAGAUUAACAAGAGACUUCCUAGGUGUUGGACAAAUUGUAAGAAGUAUGAGUAGCGGAGGAGGCGGCGGUGGCAGCGGCGGCGGUUAUUCCCAACGAGAACAUAAACAACCACCGCAAGGGAUCGUUAUGGAUGGAAAUGAGAGCAAUUCAGCUGCAACAAGCCAAGCAUUUGGUGGUGGAGGAAAUGGAAACUACCAGUGAAGAAGAAGAAGAACAAAGUACAGACAGAAACAGAUAUUAUAAAUGCAACAAAUCUCUCCAAGCUACCAAGCUGCUUAAGUUCAGUGAUCUCCACAAAUAUCAGGUAGUUUUUUUUUUUUUUAAUGUAAUUUUAGCAUGAGAGGAAGGACAAGCAGAUUAGCCUUUUUUUUUUUUUUUUUUU
Molecule: messenger RNA, 2318 nt
Organism: Cucurbita maxima (winter squash)
Lineage: Eukaryota; Viridiplantae; Streptophyta; Magnoliopsida; Cucurbitales; Cucurbitaceae
Product: protein indeterminate-domain 5, chloroplastic-like
Exons: 4
Coding region: 254-2137 (627 amino acids)
Cellular component (GO): nucleus
Molecular function (GO): DNA-binding transcription factor activity
Source: RefSeq, a predicted model, not a curated record